AUGACUCUUAAGACUCAUUACACUGAUUGCAGUGUAGUAGCCAAAGGCGUUAACUUCGUCAAACGCAAGCUUGCUAAAGCAACCACGAAUGUAGUGCAAACCAUUACUAUCGAUGGCGACAACAUUAGAAUUGUUAUGACCUCUCCAGUAACUACAAAAGAUACUACAUUCAUCGUUGGUCAACCAGUCGAGGAGACGACUUUGCAUGGAGAAAAAGUGAAGACUACCAUAAGAUGGGAAGGUGAUAAGUUAGUAGCAGAAUCAACUGAAUGCAAACAACCACUAACCAAUACGAGACAUGUAGAAAAUGGCAUGAUGGUCAAUGAUCAAAUUCGAGGAAUCUGCUUUGCUCAUCAUUUAUAACUUUUCUAAUAGUAUGCUCAUUUUUCAAAUGUUUCGCCAUACAAAGGUUAACAAUCCUAUUCGCAUUGAGUGCAGCUAUUACGAAUUAUUUCUUGAAAGCUGAAUCGCGUAGUUAAGUUGAGUGGUAUCUGCAGC
Messenger RNA from Trichoplax adhaerens, 498 nucleotides. RefSeq lists its product as uncharacterized. The coding region runs from base 1 to 363 and encodes 120 amino acids. The record is from RefSeq and is a predicted model, not a curated record. Gene Ontology annotation, biological process: fatty acid transport. The transcript is spliced from 4 exons. Lineage: Eukaryota; Metazoa; Placozoa; Uniplacotomia; Trichoplacea; Trichoplacidae. Gene Ontology annotation, molecular function: fatty acid binding. Gene Ontology annotation, cellular component: nucleus; cytosol.